Molecule: messenger RNA, 889 nt
Organism: Olea europaea var. sylvestris
Lineage: Eukaryota; Viridiplantae; Streptophyta; Magnoliopsida; Lamiales; Oleaceae
Product: kirola-like
Exons: 2
Coding region: 159-617 (152 amino acids)
Biological process (GO): defense response
Source: RefSeq, a predicted model, not a curated record
GUAUACACGAAACUCUUAAAAGAAAAUAAAUAAAAUAAAAGGGGAAAUAUUAGAAUAGCACAAGUUGAUCCCACCGUCAACUACGAUUCAACUAUAUAAUAGGGCGAAAAUACAUAGUAAUGUGUUCAUCUGCAUUAGGUUAAAUCCAAUCUACGAUAAUGGGAUUACUUGGAAAAUUGGUAGCCCAAAUAGAGUUCAAAGCUGGGGGAGAUGUCUUUCAUGAAUUAUUCACACACAGACCACACCAUGUCUCCACCACCGCUCCUGAGAAGGUUCAUGGCUGUGACUUGCACCAAGGAGAAUUUGGAAAAGAAGGCUCCAUUAUCUGCUGGAAGUACACUCAUGAUGGGAAAAAAAGGGUUGCAAAGCAAGUGGUUGAAGCCAUAGAUGAGGAGAAAAAGUCAAUAACAUUCAAGAUGCUUGAAGGAGAUUUGAUGGAGCUCUACAAGAAUUUCAUCAUAAAAAUUCAUAUUGAAACCAAAGGGGACAUCGACUUGGUAACGUGGACUCUAGACUACGAGAUGCCUAACGAGGAUGUUCCACAUCCAAUUACACUGCUUGCCUUCUUCAUUGAUCUCACUAAGGAUAUCGAGAGUCAUCAUAUUGGGAAGCCUUGAUUGAAAUGGACGGUUUAGAUGCAAAAAUAAUGAUGUGACGGUUUGGACUUGAACUUGAACUGGAACUUGUCGAAUAUUAUCUACUUAUAUGAAAUGAAAUAAGGAAAAGUUAUGUAAUCUAGAAAGUUGAGUGCUUAUUUUCUAUGCUUGUUAUUAAGUGUUUAACGUCUUGCAUGUAAGUGUGGAAUAAAUAUUUAAAGGGUUCCUUUCGAUAUUAAUAAAUAUGUAAAGGGUUCCUUUCGAUAUUAAUAAAAAAGUGAUAUUUUUUUUUU